Molecule: messenger RNA, 786 nt
Organism: Fragaria vesca subsp. vesca
Lineage: Eukaryota; Viridiplantae; Streptophyta; Magnoliopsida; Rosales; Rosaceae
Product: desiccation protectant protein Lea14 homolog
Exons: 2
Coding region: 102-560 (152 amino acids)
Biological process (GO): response to desiccation
Cellular component (GO): cytosol
Source: RefSeq, a predicted model, not a curated record
CAAUCACAAACUCAAAGUCCCCAAACCACUCUAUCUUUCCGGCUUAGAUCUAUCUAUUUCUUCUUCCCUCCAUCUCUCUUGUUACUACAGUGCUUCAGAAAAUGGCUGGGAUAUUUGACAAGGCUAAGAACUUCGCGACUGAGAAACUGGGCAACAUAGAAAAGCCAGAGGCAGAGCUGACAGAUGUUGACUUCAGGAAGGCGAGCUUCGAUGCUGCGGAGUACCUCGGCAAGGUUCAUGUCAAGAACCCUUAUGAUCACUCCAUCCCCAUCUGCGAGAUCUCCUACACCCUCAAAUGUGUUGGCAGGGAGAUUGUAUCUGGGAAAAUUCCGGACCCGGGAUCGAUUGAGGCAAGCGAUGUUACAAUUCUGGAGGUACCAGUGAAGGUGCCACAUAGUGUGUUGGCGACCUUGUGUAAGGAUGUUGGGGCAGAUUGGGACAUUGAUUAUGAGUUGAUAUUGGGUCUCACCAUUGACCUUCCUGUGAUUGGGAAUUUCACCAUACCUCUGUCCAAGAAGGGAGAGAUCAAGCUUCCCAGUCUCACCAGCCUCUUUGGUUGAGCUCCCCAAGUUUCAAGCUUCUCUGUCUUUGUAUGUUGUGCUUCAUAUCAAGAUUUCCUAUGUGUUUUAGUUGAAAAGAUAUGUUUGGCUUCUGUAAUACCCCUGCUGGUUCUGACUCCUGACUCUGUUCAGCUGAUCACAGUUAACACUUUGUGGGUUAAUAUAUUGAAGUCGUCACUGCAAGAAUGAAAUCUUGAAAAUAAAUAUAGUUUACGAAUUUGUGUGC